Messenger RNA from Hemibagrus wyckioides, 1670 nucleotides. It is a transcript of the gene lyar, whose product is annotated as Ly1 antibody reactive homolog (mouse). The transcript is spliced from 8 exons. Gene Ontology annotation, cellular component: nucleolus. Gene Ontology annotation, biological process: rRNA processing; negative regulation of transcription by RNA polymerase II. Gene Ontology annotation, molecular function: DNA binding. The coding region runs from base 552 to 1547 and encodes 331 amino acids. The record is from RefSeq and is a predicted model, not a curated record. NCBI's taxonomy places the organism in Eukaryota, Metazoa, Chordata, Actinopteri, Siluriformes, Bagridae.
UUAUAAUACAAACCAUUUGCAUACAAUAUUUAGAACAAUUCAAACAAAACAAGGCACAGAAGAAGUUUACAAAGCAAAUACACCAGAGUAUUUAUAGGACACCGCAUAAUCAGGGCGUUGUUAUUAGAACGCAUUGUAUUGUUGGAAAUAAUCCAACACACGGCUUUCAAAUAUAUCCGUAAAUUUUGGUUAAUGUUAUAAACAUCAGUUCGACGUCUUUUAGAAUUUUUUUUUUUAACUCGCGUUAUUUUAAAAAUAUUGUAUAGAAUUGAAUCAUUUGUUUUUUUUUACAUUACAGUGGAACCUUAAGUAGGUUGGUGUUUCUCUACGGAAGGUAAAUAGCGAAGCACUGUCCAGUCGGCGUGGGUUUGGAAUCAUAUGUAAAAAGUGAUUAGUGUGCACGUGAGCGUGUUUUUACAUUAAUCUGUGAGGGAAUCAGUUGUAGUGCGAGGGAAGGUGAGAAAGCUGCUGGUCAGUUUUAAGGUGAUCAAUGAGACAGUAGUGGUGAGGAGUGGUUGUAUGAGUGUGUGUGAGUCUGUGUGAGAUCCACGAUGGUGUUCUUCACUUGUAACGCGUGUGGAGAGUCGCUGAAGAAAGGCCAGAUUCCAAAACACACCACUAUGUGCCGAGGAUGCCAAGUUCUGUCCUGCAUUGACUGCGGAAAAGAUUUCUGGGGAGAAGACUAUAAAAGCCAUGUGAAGUGUAUCAGCGAGGAUCAGAAGUAUGGAGGGAAGAACUACGAGGCCAAAGCGAAUAAAGGCGAUGUGAAACAGCAACAAUGGAUUCAGAGAGUCCAGGCAGCGCUAGAUAAGCCGGGUGUGAGUGCAAGACUGCGCUCGGUGCUGCAGCAGGUCUCCACCUACGACAACGUCCCACGCAAGAAAGCCAAGUUUCAGAACUGGAUAAAGAACAGUCUGAAGAUUUACGACUCCAGUCUGCAGGAUCAAGUUUGGGAAAUCUUCUCCUCUUCUGAAAGUCCAGACAACGGAGCUGAACAACCUGUACACACGUCACCUCCAGCGCAGGACAUGCAGGAAGAACAAGCGAAACCUGAGGAGAAGAAAAAGAACAAGCGAGAGAGAAAAGAAGAACGACAGAAGAACGGUAAAAAGAAGCGAACGAAGGAGGAGCAGAACGGGGAGAAUGGUGUAGAAGAGCCUCAGAAGAAGAAAAAGAGGAAGCGUGCCGAGGAAGAAGAGAGCGUGGAGGGGGAAAGCUCAAAGAAAAUGAAGAAAAGGAACGAGGAGGAGUGUGAAGAGAGCCAAAACGUAGAGGAAGUGGAGGAAGCAGAGGACGAACAGGAAGCCCAAGAGAAGUCAAACAAAGGGAAGUUCAACUGGAAAGGAACGAUAAAGGCGGUUCUCCGUCAAGCUCCAGAAGAAGGCAUAGCUCUCAAGAAGCUCCGUAAAAAGGUUUUAUCAGCGUAUUAUUCCUUCAGCGCAGAGGACAAUCAUAAAUCGGAGGAAGAGCUGUAUUCUCUGUUCAACAAGAAGCUGAAAAACCCCAAGUUUAAAAUCCUGAAAGAAAAAGUCAGACUUGUUAACUAAUGCUUUGGUUUUGUAAAUGAAGCCACAGACAGCUGCCAGAGGAGACAUUGCAUCUAUGACGCAUCCUGUUUUAUAUCCCAUCCUUGUCUAUUUUUCUUAAAAUAAAUGUUCUUCCUGAACAGA